AUGGCUGCAGCGGAGGGUGCGCCUGCAGCAGCGGGAGAGGCCGCGGAAGUGUCGAAGGAAAGCAACGCCGAGGCUGCGGAAGUGGCCAAGGAUGGCCGCGACGCCGAGGCCGCGGAGGUGUCCAAGGAUGGCCGCGACGCCGAGGUUCCGCCUGCCUCAGCCUUGCCACCGAUCGAGUUGGCACGUGGUGACAUCUGCUCGAUUGAUGGACUGAAGGCCACUGAACUGAAUGGCUUGCAAUGCACGUUGUUUCGUGAGGACACCGAGAGCGGCCGUUGGGAGGUGAAGCUGCCGGACGGCGAGGUGAAAGCACUUAGACCUGCCCAUUUGAUCUUUCGCUCCAUAGGUCCCAUCGAAGACGAUGGCAGUUUGACAUUGAUCAGCAUGGCAAGUGACCAUCAAACCAUCCAUCGAGUGCUGGACUCUGUGAGGGAUUUGAUCCGCACAGGCAGCGAAGCCUUGGCCCUGCUGGCUUCGGUGGUGUCGCCCAUGGGCGGGCGCAAGGCGCAAGGUGAAGAGGGCCGAAUCUGGCUAAAACUGGCGAAGCAAGCGGAGAACCGCGUGCGCGGCACGCUGGAAGAUCUGCAGAAAAACAUGGAGCAGGUGGACGGCAUCGAUGCCUCGCGCUACGGCCCCAAGGCCGCCGCGGAGAUCCGGCUCGCGCGGAAGGACCUUGUUCAGUUUGUUCAGAAGGCCCAGGAGCAGCUGGAGUCCAGUCUCGCGCGGCUGCGCAUCGUGCUGCACCAUUUGACCUCAACGGUACCAUCUCAGAAGCCGGCGCAUGGAUGGACUGAAGCAGAGUCCUUGCACGAGAAAUACCGCGCAGCUUUUGAAAAAUUGGAGGAGGUGGUGGAGAAGGGGGAUAGCUCCACCGUGCGGGGCAAGACGCGCUUGAGCAGCAUCACGGUGAAGUUUCAGGGCCGAGGUGAAAAUCCGCCGCCCUCUGACAACCUCUAUGUGAAGGGUCUGCCAGGAUGGGUCACGGAAGCGGACCUUGAAAGCAUCUUCACAGAGGUUGGCGAUAUCCAGAGUAUGAAACUGAAAGCUGCCGACUGGGGCGCCAUCGCCUUCAUUAGGCUGGCGAACAAGACCCAGGCGCAGCGGGCCAUUGCGAAAUACAACAACCGCGUGCCGCGGCUACUGGAGAAGAAGGCGGAGGAGGUUGAUGCGAAACGCCUCAGCGCAGAGAUUACGAAGGGUAUGCUUCGAGCCACUGUGGAUCAACUGGCGAGAGGCAUCACGGUCAUCGUCGAUCUGCGAAAACCGCUGGGCUGCGUGUUCAAUGACCACCUGGUGACCAAGUCCGUGGCAGAGGAUGGACAAGGCUUCGAGCUGGGGAUUCGGGUCUCCUGGCGCGUGCGCUCCAUUGGUGGCAUCAAACUGCAGAACACCAACGAGUUGAAGGAGCGCAUGGCGAAGCUGAAGAGCGAGGGUCUCAAGGAGGCAGCCAUCGUUUUUUCACCACCGCCCAUCGUGGCAUCCUUCGCAAAGAGGGAAGCUAUGUCAGAUGUGGCACCUUCGGCAAAGGCGAUGGUGGAAUUGGCCCAGCAGGACAGUUCACUUUUGACGCCAGAAGAGUGGAAGGAGUCUAAGGACCUCCCCAGACUCCCCAGGUUCGUGGCAAUGCCAAGCAUCUCGGCCCGAGCCUUCACGUGGCUUUGCUUGCUACGGGCAGGACAGAAUCGUCCCAUUGGUUCCUUCUUGUCCAUGAGUUUUGCUGAUAGCAUCGCAUUGCCGAAGGCAAAUACUGGGCCAUUGGGAAGUUUGCGCUAUCUUCUUUGGCGUGUGUAA
Cladocopium goreaui is the source of this 1791-nucleotide messenger RNA. NCBI's taxonomy places the organism in Eukaryota, Dinophyceae, Suessiales, Symbiodiniaceae. The record is from the annotation of a GenBank genome assembly.